AUGCACAGUGAUAUACAUUCAAUCAAUAGAAAUUUUCUCUCCAUUCUAUUGCUUUUUUUUACGGUUUUUCAUAUUUCGUUCGCUGGUAGUAUCACCCCGCAAGCAUGCGUUAUUUCAAGAAAACUUCAGCCGGGUGUUACUGUCCAAUUCUACGAAUAUCCACUUGAUGAUAUUGUGAGUUACAAUGAUCCAGACUUCGCUUCCAGUGGUUAUCGGAAAUUUCAUUAUGUUGGUGAAAUAAAAGGUGUCGAGAAUCUUAACUGGGAUUCUGGUUGGCCUGUAUCUGUGCCCCCAUAUGGUUAUACGGGAGUUCCUAUUACACACUUUAUGAUGGUGAUCACUGGUUACUUUAUUGCCCCAAUGAGUGGUGUUUAUACUAUUUCCCUAGGAGUGGAUGAUUAUGUCACUUUUUUCUUUGGUGCUGGUGCGGCAUUUGAUUGCUGUAAUCAAACAGAGUCCUUCUCCUCCGAUGAUGCUAUGCUCACACUUACUUCGAGUAAAAGUGGUCAGUUAGGAACGGCUGCUCAUCAGGUGUAUAUGGAGGCUGGGUAUUCCUAUCCAUUUAAAGCUAUCUAUAUUAACGUGAAACAAAGAGGUAUCCUUGAAAUGGCUGUCCAUCUACCUGAUAGUACUGUUGUUACUGAUGUUGGUAGCACUAUAUUCUCGUAUGCAGAUGAUGAUGAUCAGGGAGAGCUUUGUUCCGCAGUUACCAUUAGUCAUCCUUUUACAACCGUUUACAAUACUCAGUAUUCCACAUCUGUUCAAUCUUAUAUUGCAGGUUUGACUGCACCAACCACUCUUUCUGUUAUCACUACGACAUCCUGGCAGAAUGAUGAUAAUGCAAACGUAAAAAUCAUUCCGGUUGUUAAUAUGCCAAUGGCAACAACAUUUGUUACAUACUACGGAUUUCCAGUGAGUACCUACACUGAAGUGGUAGAUGUCUUUAAGAACAACGGUGUUACAUCUCAGGAAUUAGCUGUGAUAUUUUAUACUCCAUAUCCAACCACUUUAUACACUACUAUUACUUCAGAUAUCACAGUUCCAACUACAACUAGCUAUACUGUUGUAGUCUAUAACCAGGACGAGUAUGGUAAUACUGCAAUGUUUGAUGAGGUUGUUGUGGAAGUGAUCACCCCAUCUCCAUCUACUUCCUACACUACUACCACAGGUCCAGUUUCUGUUCCAAUCACAACCACCUACACAACCACUGUCACUGAUAACAAUGGCUCUUCAUCUCCAGAGGUUGUUAUUGUAGUGGUUACUCCAUCUCCAUCUACCACCUACACUACAACUACUGCAGAUAUUUCUGCUCCAACAACAUCUACUUACACUACUACAGUCGUUGACACCAAUGGCUCUUCAUCUCCAGAAGUUGUUGUUGUAGUGAUUACACCUUCUCCAAGUGGUCCAACUAUCUAUAAUAUCACUAAAGGUCCAGUCUCUGCCCCAACCACAACCACAUACACCACUACUGUUACUGAUAGCAAUGGCUCUUCAUCUCCAGAAGUUGUUGUUGUUGUGAUUACUCCAUCUCCAUCUACCACCUACACCACUACUACUGCAGAUAUUUCUGCUCCAACUACAACCACCUACAUAACCACUAUUACUGACAGCAAUGGCUCUUCGUCCCCAGAGGUUGUUGUUGUUGUGAUCACUCCAGCCCCAUCUACCUUCUAUACGACCACUACUGGUGAUGUCUCUGCCUUGACCACAUCUACCUUCACCACCACUGUUACUGAUAGCAAUGGCUCUUCCUCUCCAGAGGUUGUUGUUGUUGUAAUCACCCCAUCUCCAAGUGGCCCAACUAUCUACACCACUACUACUGCGGAUGUUUCUGCUCCAAUCACAUCUACCUUCACCACCACUAUUACUAACAGCAACGGCUCUUCCUCUACUGAAGUUGUUGUUGUCGUGAUCACCCCAGCUCCAUCUACCUUAUCCACUACUACAACUGGUGCAGUCACUGUUCCAACCACAUCGACCUUCACAACUGUAGUCACCAACAGCAACGGUUCCUCCUCUACUGAAGUUGUUGUUGUCGUGAUCACCCCAGCUCCAUCUACCUUAUCUACCACCACCACUGGUGCAGUCACAGUUUCAACUACAUCCACUUACACAACUGUAGUCACAGACAGCAACGGCUCUUCCUCUACUGAGGUUGUUGUUGUUGUGAUCACUCCAGCUCCAUCUACCUUAUCCACUACUACCACUGGUGUAGUCACUGUCCCAAUCACAUCUACCUACACAACUGUAGUCACUGACAGUAAUGGCUCUUCCUCUACUGAAGUUGUUGUUGUUAUAAUCACACCAUCUCCAUUUAGUAGCUUUAUGACAUCACCAAUUUCUGUACCAUCUCCUCUCUAUGGAAACUCCACUAUAUCUGGUGAAAAGAUUGAAUCUACUUUGAGUGGCACUCUAGUUGUUCUGACUACGGUUGUUAAUGGAGUUACUAUGACUACAACUUAUUGUCCAGAACCAUCUGCAACUUCUGAAACAAGUAUGACUGCUAUCAUUGGACAUAGUUCUAUUGAAUCUGUUUAUUCAAAGAACCAACAAGAAGAGACCAACUCACUUUCUGCUGCUUCCAACGCAACUCCAGUUAUUUCUGUUACUUCUACCACCCCUGGUCCAGCAUUUACCAAUGGUAAAAAUCACCCAACAUCUAGAAACUCUAGAACAUCUACCACUGUAAUCGGUAAUAAUGAGUCUAGAAGAUCAGAAACAUCGAUGCCUUCAAUGGUGCCGCAAGUUUCCCAAUAUAUUCCUGAGAAAUUAUCCUCAUCAUCGACUGCUGUUACAAUACCUCAUGGGGGUAUACCUUCUCUUGUAUCAUAUGAAGGUAAAGGUAGCACCAUGUAUAUGAUGAAGUGGAGUGUUGCCCAUUGCAUUGGUUUAUUAUUAUUCAUGGUAAUUUAA
Arxiozyma heterogenica is the source of this 2916-nucleotide messenger RNA. RefSeq lists its product as uncharacterized. NCBI's taxonomy places the organism in Eukaryota, Fungi, Ascomycota, Saccharomycetes, Saccharomycetales, Saccharomycetaceae. The coding region runs from base 1 to 2916 and encodes 971 amino acids. The transcript has a single exon. The record is from RefSeq and is a predicted model, not a curated record.